Molecule: messenger RNA, 1680 nt
Organism: Morchella sextelata
Lineage: Eukaryota; Fungi; Ascomycota; Pezizomycetes; Pezizales; Morchellaceae
Exons: 5
Coding region: 1-1680 (559 amino acids)
Biological process (GO): carbohydrate metabolic process
Molecular function (GO): hydrolase activity, hydrolyzing O-glycosyl compounds
Source: RefSeq, a predicted model, not a curated record
AUGCUGGGACGCUCCCUUAAUCUUCUUGUCGCAGGCCUUGUCGGGCUUGUAACAGCCCUCACAAAUCCCAUUAUCCCGGGUUUCAACCCAGACCCCUCGAUUUUGCGGGUGAACGACACCUACUAUAUUGCGACCUCAACAUUCGAGUAUUUUCCUGCAGUGCCAAUUUAUAAAUCGCAGAACCUCGUUGAUUGGGAGCUGGUGAGCCAUGCCUUCGAGAGGCCGGAGACGCUCAUGCUAUAUGGUGUCCCUACGGGUGCUGGUGUAUGGGCGCCGACGUUACGGUAUUUACAUGGAAGGUUUUAUGUCAUUGGCAUGACCAGAUGGGUUUACGACCCUAUCAACCGCCUCUUCCCACGCAUGUUCUAUGCAUCAUCGGCCGACCUCGUAACUUGGAGCGACCUCACUUGGACCGAACCUUGGGGAAUAGACCCCGACCUCUUUGUAGACCCCGUGACAAACAAAACCUACCUCACGCACCAAGGCAUUAACAACAAUGUUGACCGCAUUUGGGGCAUCUAUCAGCUUACCAUUGAUCUCGAUACGGGCGCCUCCACCUCCGACGUCCAGUUGAUCUACAAUGGCACACUCCCAAACAAUAGUAGUUCCCGCCCAGAAGGCCCUCAUCUCUACUACAAGGACGAAUACUACUAUAUGCUCACCGCCGAAGGCGGCACUGACGACGCCCACCGUGCAACGAUCGCACGAUCCCACACGCCCUCGGGUCCAUGGGAGCCGGCACCAAAGAAUCCUAUCCUGUUUAAUGGCGGGUAUGGCUACCGCUAUCUAACCGUUCAAUCAACGGGCCAUGCCGAUAUGGUAGAGACGCCGGAUGGUAGAUGGUUUAUGACGUUUCUUGCGCGACGCAAUGUUAACGGGUCCUCACCGCUAGGACGGGAAACAUUCAUGACCCCGAUGGAAUGGGUGGAUGGGUGGCCAGUUGUGCAGGCACCCAUAUCACUGACUGUUGACGCGCCCGGACUGCCCGACAAUAGUGCGCCACCAGAUGUGUUCUAUGACGAGUUCAAUGCGACGUGUCUAAGUAAUGAUUACUACCAGCUUAGGACGCCAUAUACAGCCAACUACGAGCUGACACAGGGGGUGGGUGGAUUACCGCCGCUGAGGAUGCUGCCAAACAUCUACACGCUGUCGAAUCGCGAUACUCCAUCAGCGCUGCUACGGAAGCAGAAAAGCCUCAACAUGACGUUCAGCGCGGGUUUGGCUGUGCCCCGUGGUGGCUUUGAGACGGCAAGGCAAGAGGUUGGACUCAGUGUGUACCUGUCCGAGUUUCAGCAUCAGGAUGUUGCUGUAAAGAACUGUAAAGAGGGCGGGCUCUGUGUAUGGACCCAAAUCAUAAGAAACGGCACAGUGAACGAGACCUGGACUCCGGUAGGAGAAGAAGAAGAGGAGGGCGAGCUGGUGCUUUGGAUUCGAGCGGAACCGCUGCGCUAUCAAUUUGGGUGGUCGGUGGGUGGGUGUGAGAUUGAGUGGGUGGCGGAGGUGGAGAGUAAAUGGCUUGCUUUUGCGCCGACCAACUACUUCGUUUUUACGGGAGCAAUGUGGGCGGUGUAUGCUACUAGCAAUGGGUUCCCAUGGCCGGUAGGAGCAGAGGAGGUCGGCUUUAACUGGGUGAAAGAGGAGUACUGGGGCGAGGAGCUACCCGAGGUAGACAAGUGGUAG